Molecule: messenger RNA, 3660 nt
Organism: Engraulis encrasicolus (European anchovy)
Lineage: Eukaryota; Metazoa; Chordata; Actinopteri; Clupeiformes; Engraulidae
Gene: tlk1a
Product: tousled-like kinase 1a
Exons: 22
Coding region: 213-2597 (794 amino acids)
Biological process (GO): intracellular signal transduction; peptidyl-serine phosphorylation; chromosome segregation
Cellular component (GO): nucleus
Molecular function (GO): ATP binding; protein serine/threonine kinase activity
Source: RefSeq, a predicted model, not a curated record
CCUCGCGAUAUUGUUUGAACAAGCGAUGGAUGACGCUUAAUGUUCAUGUUGUAGUUAUUCUUACAAGAUAAUUAGGCACACUGUGCAGAGGCGCACGGAGGUUUGUGUUUAAAAAAAAUGUUACAUUUAAUACUAAUCUAUAAUGCAUAGCUAUUGAUGUAUGCAUGUUGUGAAGAUCUAUUGUGGUUUCCGUGCUCAGGUCACUGACAGUGAUGCUCGUCUGUGUUUGUUCUGUCGUUCCAAAAAGUAGCUUGAUGAGUGUCCAAAGUAACAGUGGAAGUGGUGGAAGUUUAGAGGGGCCGCCAUCUUGGUCCCAGCUCACCACGUCCCCAACACCGGGGCUGAAUUCUCAGCAACACAGUGCAGCGCAGGCGAAGGCGAAGGAAGGAGGUAUGGAUGAGCUCCACAGUCUGGAUCCUCGUCGUCAGGAGCUUUUGGAGGCUCGCUUCAUGGGGGGCGUAGGGGGCAGCACUGGGGGCAGCACGACCGGCAGCACCAGCAAAGGAAUGACCAACAAUGAAUGUUCAAAUCACAGUUUCGGAAGCCUGGGGUCCUCCAGUGACAAAGAGUCUGAGGGUUCUGAUGUGAAGAGGGGAAGCUCUCCAGCAUAUUCAACCCCUGAGAAGAAGCAGUCGGAGUCAUCCCGAGGGAGGAAGAGGAAGGCUGAGCACCAAUCAGAGAGCAGCCAAGGCAAGACGACUGUGCGCGGACCCAAGAUUAGCGACUACUUCGAUUUCCAGGGUGGUAAUGGUUCUAGUCCGGUGAGGGGACUUCCUCCAGUGUUGCGCUCCCCCCAAAACUCACAUUCCCACUCCGCACCCGCCUCCACGAUACGGAACAGCAGCUCCUCCCCUACUAGUCUUUCCUUCGACCACGUCAUGCACCCCAAACAGACAGCCAUCAAGUCUGUCCAGACGGAGCUGACGGGGCUGAAGCUGGCGGCUCUGGAGAGCAACAAGAGUUUGGACCUGGAGAAGAAGGAGGGCAGGAUAGACGACCUGCUGAGGGCGAACUGCGAUCUCAGGAGACAAAUAGACGAACAACAGAAACUACUUGAAAAGUACAAGGAGAGGUUGAAUAAGUGCAUCACCAUGAGCAAGAAGCUGCUCAUCGAGAAGAGCACCCAGGAGAAGCAGGCGUGUCGGGAGAAGAGCAUGCAGGAUCGGCUGCGUCUGGGCCAGUUCACCACCCUGAGACACGGAGCCUCCUACACGGAGCAGUGGACAGACGGAUACGCAUUUCAAAACCUCGUCAAGCAACAAGAAAACAUCAACCAGCAGCGUGAGGACAUCGAGCGGCAGCGUAAGCUACUGGCCAAGCGCAAGCCCCCGUCGUCCUCGGCGACCAGUGCCCAGAGCCCCACGCCUAGCAACGAGCCCAAGCAGCGCAAAGCCAAAGCCCUGAACGGAGCCGACAACGACCCCUUCCUAAAACCCAGCCUCCCUCAGCUGCUGACGAUAGCAGAGUACCAUGAGCAGGAGGAGAUCUUCAAGCUGAGACUUGGACAUCUCAAAAAGGAGGAGGCUGAGAUCCAGGCGGAGUUGGAGCGUCUGGAGAGGGUUCGGAACCUCCACAUCCGAGAGCUGAAGAGGAUAAACAACGAGGACAGCUCACAGUUCAAGGACCACCCGACUCUGAACGAGAGAUACCUGCUCUUACACCUGCUGGGCCGGGGAGGCUUCAGUGAAGUUUACAAGGCGUUUGACCUGUUUGAGCAACGCUACGCCGCUGUGAAAAUCCAUCAGCUCAACAAGAACUGGAGGGAAGAGAAGAAGGAAAACUACCACAAACACGCGUGUCGAGAGUAUCGAAUCCAUAAGCAGCUGGACCAUCCCAGAAUAGUCAAGCUGUACGACUACUUCUCUUUGGAUACAGACACGUUCUGUACAGUUCUGGAAUACUGUGAAGGCAACGACCUGGACUUCUACUUGAAGCAGCACAAGCUGAUGAGUGAGAAAGAGGCUCGCUCUAUUGUCAUGCAGAUAGUCAACGCCCUGCGAUACCUGAACGAAAUCAAACCCCCCAUCAUACACUACGACCUCAAACCAGGUAACAUCCUGCUGGUGGAUGGCACAGCGUGUGGAGAGAUCAAGAUAACGGACUUCGGCCUCUCCAAGAUCAUGGAUGAAGACACCUACGGAGUGGACGGCAUGGACCUCACAUCACAAGGAGCCGGCACCUACUGGUACCUCCCUCCUGAGUGUUUUGUGGUGGGUAAGGAGCCUCCUAAGAUUUCAAACAAGGUGGACGUCUGGUCUGUGGGGGUCAUCUUUUUCCAGUGCCUCUACGGGAGAAAGCCGUUUGGCCAUAACCAGUCCCAGCAGGAUAUCCUUCAGGAGAACACCAUCCUCAAGGCCACAGACGUGCAGUUCCCCGUCAAACCCGUAGCCAGCAACGAGGCCAAGGCGUUUAUCCGGCGGUGCUUGGCGUAUAAGAAGGAGGAGCGUAGUGACGUGCAUCAGCUGGGUAGUGACUCCUACCUGCUGCCCCACAUGCGGCGCUCCAGCUCCUCUGGCACUCUGCAGCCGGCGGCCGCCUCCAGCCCCAUCCCCUCCGCCGUGUCCAGCCCUGCCUCCUCCAGCGUCAUCUCCUAUUGACCAAAGAUUCUAGAACCCCAGACCAGCCCUAGCGUUCUAGAAUCUUUGCUGUGGAGCAUCGUCUCCUAUUGACCAAAGGUUCUAGAGCCACAGACCAGCGUAGCAUUCUAGAAUCUUGGCUAUUGAGCACCUGGCCUGAACUGCACUGAGCCUGCACAUCUACAAUAUCCACGACUACACAGCCCCACCAUCUGCACCCAUCAUCCCCACGGUGGGAGGGAAACAGAUCAGAGACGUUAUGAAUGAAAGGGGGGGGUAUGAGCCUGUACACCACCACAACCACCUGUUUCUGAUGAGGGUCAUGAACUUUGACCUUCCACCACCUCUUUUUUUUAUUAUUUCUCCCCCCUUCCCCCUCAUUAUUGAGGUUCAAAUGGACAAUGCAAAGGAAAGAGGCUGGGGUGGAGGGUUGGGGUGGAGGAGUGAGCCCGUACUCCACAACGCCCAGCCCAACACCGAAACCAGAGAGAAUACGUGAAGAGGAUCUUACCACCAUGUGCUGAAACGGCCAAAACAAGACAAGGCCUUCCAUCACCUCCACCUUGCCUAUGAGAGACAAUGUAAAAGCAAGGGGGAUGGGGAUGGGGAUGGGUGUGUGGGUUGAGUUUGGAUUCGGAGAGGGGGACAGCGUGCGGAAGAUUGCACCACUUUCAGAGGGAAGAGGAGGAGGUGCAGGAGCGGCUGCAGUGCAGUGGUGUUGUUGUAUGGAGACCCGGCAGCGUGUGAAAUGAAGAUCCAUGAUGGCCCGAUGAGGGGAGUUAGAAGAAGAAGGAGAAAGUAGUGAGAGAUGAGAUGGACACUUAAGCAACACGGGCGCCUCAGCUGCAGCCUGGCAUGCAGACAUUCUGAGAACUGUGUACAAGAAUGAGAAGAGGAGAGCAGGAGAAAUGGUUAGCUAUGACAUUUUAAAAGAAGAGAAGAAAUGGUGUGUGACGUUCAUAUUAUGUCGACCAGCUCAAUCAAUUCUGAAAGUUUCCUUUGUUUCGGACAUGUAAAAGUUUUAUAUUUUUCAGAUAAAACCUUAAAGGGGUAUGCCACUAUUUUGGGGCUUAAUACAGUUAAA